This is a messenger RNA of Linum tenue, 1236 nucleotides long. Lineage: Eukaryota; Viridiplantae; Streptophyta; Magnoliopsida; Malpighiales; Linaceae. The record is from the annotation of a GenBank genome assembly.
AUGGAAGAAUCAUCUGCAGCAGCCAACUCUGGCGAUGAAUUACCAGCUUCAUCAUCAGCAGGAAGGCCACCAACUACCUCUUCUUUCUCGUCAUCACCUUCUUCUUCUUCUUCCUGUCCAAGAGGCCACUGGAGACCCGCCGAAGACGAGAAGCUGCGGCAGCUGGUCGAGCAGUACGGUCCACAGAACUGGAACUCCAUCGCCGACAAGCUCCAAGGCAGAUCAGGGAAGAGCUGCAGAUUGAGGUGGUUCAACCAACUGGACCCGAGGAUCAACCGACGGCCUUUUACGGAGGCGGAAGAGGAGAGGCUGCUGACGGCCCACCGCAUCCACGGCAACAAGUGGGCCCUCAUCGCCCGCCUCUUCCCGGGCCGGACCGAUAACGCCGUCAAGAACCACUGGCACGUCGUCAUGGCUCGCAAGCAAAGGGAACAACACUCCAAACUCCCCCACCACCAACAACAGCAAGCAAAGACGACGACAUGGUCAAUCAGCACCUCCAACCACAACGUCAAUGUUAACAAUAGAGUGAUAUUCUCGCUCUCCCCAUCUACCGUUAACUCGUCGUUGUCGUCGACAAGCUGCCGCUCCUCCGAUAAUAACUGUAACUGGAGGCAGCAGAAGCCAUUGAUGAGAGAGUACUACUACUCGAGUUAUUGCUCGAAUGGUGGUGCUACGACUACAACUGCAACUACGACUAAUAAUUUGUCUAGAUUUUACCCUAGUUCGCGAUCCGAAAUUGGGGAGGCUAUUUAUGGUGGUAAUCAUACUAUCAGUACUGUUAUUAAUAGUAAUAGUUCGAGCAGCAACAACAACAACAAUAUUAAUGGCUGUGGGAGCUUGUGGAGUUGGGUCGGGUCGUGUAAUAACCGGACGGCCUGCAGAGUGGUUCCCAGCCCCUUUGGCUACUUGAAGGUCAGCGAUGACCAUGAAGAGAAUAAAGAUAAUGUUAAUAAUGGUGGAAGCAAGAUGAGGAAGAAGGGAUUAGGGGAUGUUGUUCAUCAUCGAGAACGAGAAGAAUUAUCGUCGAGUAAUGAUGGAUUUCAUAAUCAGAUGAUGAAGAAGACAAUGCAUGAAGAAGAAGACGAGGACGACGAUGGAGAAGAAGCUGUUCCUAGCUUCAUCGAUUUUCUUGGUGUGGAUAUAUCUUCUUCUUGACCCUCCAUAUACUAAUCUUUAGCUUGCAUAAUAUAUAACCUUCUUAUUUUUUUUGUUUUGAUUCAAAAGACACUACUC